Molecule: messenger RNA, 795 nt
Organism: Fonsecaea multimorphosa CBS 102226
Lineage: Eukaryota; Fungi; Ascomycota; Eurotiomycetes; Chaetothyriales; Herpotrichiellaceae
Exons: 4
Coding region: 1-795 (264 amino acids)
Biological process (GO): endoplasmic reticulum unfolded protein response
Cellular component (GO): Hrd1p ubiquitin ligase ERAD-L complex; endoplasmic reticulum membrane
Molecular function (GO): misfolded protein binding; ubiquitin-specific protease binding
Source: RefSeq, a predicted model, not a curated record
AUGAGCGGCGGCGGCGUGGAUAUCAUGGACAGAUUCUGGAGCACCCCUCCGGUCACUCGGACAAUCGUAACAGCAAUGUUUGCAGAAUCUGCGCUGGUACAUUCAGGUCUGGUCUCUGGCAUGCGAAUUGUUUACCAUACACCUUGGAUAUUCAAGUUCCCACCUGAACUCUGGCGCCUACUUUCCUCCUUCCUCUUGACAGGAGGUGGCUUUUCUUUUGUCUUCGACCUCUACUUCAUGUACACAUAUGCCUCGGGCCUAGAGCUGAAUUCUCCUCGAUUUGCGCAACCGGGCGACUUCUUCACCUAUGUCUUUUUCGUGGCAACUGCCAUCCUGGUAUCCGGUGGUCUUGUGCUCGGCGGCCACGUCUUUACCCAGGCCUUACUUCUUGCCCUCAUCUACACUUUCGCCCAAGAUAACAGGGGCAAGAAAGCACAUUUCAUCAUACUGCAAAUCCCGGUCGAGCUGCUACCUUGGGCCAUGCUCACGCUCACCUUGAUAAUGGGUGGGCCUCAAGCGGCCCUGCAACAAGCCACUGGCGUCUUUGCCGCUCACCUUUACGACUUUCUGACAAGACUAUAUCCGACCUUCCAGGGCGGCAGAAAUUACAUACAGACUCCAGCUGCAGUCAAGAGAUAUUUUGGUGCAGAUAGAAGCUCAUUCACUCACAAAGCUUAUGGAACGAGCGUCAGAUCUGGGCAGAACGUCCCCCAACAGCAGAGUCGCGGUUGGACUAGUGGCUUUUCAAACUCUUGGAGUGGUAGGGGAGCCGGCCGGCGGCUGGGAGGCGACUGA